AUGACAUCAGGCCUACACUUCAUCCAGGACCACAUCGACAUGAUCAAGAGUGCGAGAUGGAAGUUUUCGCUUUGGACGACGCUGCAACAUUUGUUUUGGGAGAACCAAGGCGUGCUCAACUCCAUCGAACACCUGCAAGUUUGGACGGGCGAAGCUUCCCAUGAUCGCGAGGUCGACAUCAGCGUCAGCGACAACUUGGUCUUCGAAAACCACAAGGGGGUCACAGUUGACGAGCAACAUGAACGUGCUUACUUCAGUCUGGACCAACGGCGGAAAGCAGAACUCUACCGCACAGCCGUUUUCUCUUACUGUGUUUACAAGUUUGGCCGGAUUGACGUCAUCAAAAGUGCUGAUAAAAAUCCUUUUGAAAUAAAAAGUGCAACAGCGGGAGAGCAUCAUCAUCUGCUGAUGAAAGACUCGGCUGGAGGAGACCAUGGACGUGUAGACCACUUCGCACACGUUGUGGAGUUUGGUCACUAUAUCGCGGCAACGCAUGCUCAUCCUGCGUACAUGAUUUUGCGAGACGACUCGUUGCAGGCUGUUGUUGUGGUUGUUCAAGGGACUGCAACCCUCGGAGACGUCAAAACAGACGCACACUUCGGAAACUGCUGGGUGAAGUUGGCGGACUUCGGCGUCGGCGACGAGGACAAACAUCACCAUUUCGUCGACAAAGAAGGGCGGGUGAAAUACAACUCACAUCACCCGGCCGUGCAUAAACACCACGACAAGAACGAGCACCACAAUCAUCACGAGGACCACAUCUGUGCUGAGCACAAUAGGGUACACAAUCCAGACCCCAAGACGAUGAUAAGGGUGCACGAGGGUUUCUUCAAAGCAGCGCACUACAUCAGCUACAAGACGUUCAAUGAUGUGCACGCCUUGAUGUUGAAGAAACACCCCAAUUACAAAAGCGUGAUCAUCACGGGGCACUCUCUCGGUGCAGGAGUAGCGCAGCUGGUGUACGCGAUGUGGCGCGGUCAGAAAGUGUUUCACGACAUCGAUCACGCUCGUCGUGAACAAAAGAAACAAAAACAUACUCAAGCCGAGGACAAGCAUGAGCACGACCAUCACCCUAUCGAAGUCAAGUGCUACGCCCACGCGAACCCGGGCAUGAUCAGUACCCACGCGCAAAUGCACCAUUUGAAGGAAAAGGCCAAGAGCAAGGAGAUCAUCGAGGACCGUGACGAGCUUUUCCCGGUGAAAUCGUUUCUGUCGGUCAUAUGCACUUCAAAUACAACGACUGGGUCUAGUAGUGGAGUUCGCUUGUUUAUUGUCUGCAAUUGAGAUACGGGACCGUCUUCGAGUCGAAGAUGGUCCCGUAUCUGGAUUGCACGCGUAGGCCUUACGGGUCUAUCGAAGGCUUUUCAAUGCUUAUUCUCCAGUGGAAGUUCGCUCAGUGUGUCGAAAGAACUGGAUAACUUUGAAUGUGUACCAAUGUAAACACACCAGAUUUUGUUGUUCGUGUGACCCAGAAACAGAAUUAGCAUCAUGGACGUAGACGUGCAAUUUUCCAGCAGAUUCAGACAUCAUAUUUGCAAUGCAUAGGUGAUUGCCGGUGACGAUAUCAUCCCGCGUGGGAACUACCCGCAGCGGAUGCUGAAAAUGGCUGCAACGGCGCUCGAAAUCCUAUCGGACGAGCCGGUUUCCGAAGAAUGGACGAUCGAACAUGCCCGCAACAUCUGGACGAAAGUCGACGCAGCCCAAUCGAAAGUACUACACACCAAGAAAGAUGCUCAGUCUGGUGGUGCAUUACCCUCGGGGCAGGUGAUGCUCUAUUUGCCAGGUCCUCCAGAACCAGAACCCGCAGCAGCAGAAGAAGGGAAAACAGGACACCAGGCAACAGAUGGUGAAUCGUUUCCCUGGGAGCCUGCGAAAAGUGUGGCUGCUGACGGCGAGGAGGAAAAGCAGAGAAGCCGUAUGGCGGAAAAAUUCGGCUUCGCGUUUGUGGCUUCAGCCACUGUUUUGAAUCCCAUUAUUGGAAUGACCGGCUUUCUUUCGCAUAAGUGUACAAACUACAUUGCGAAAUUGGCAAAGCUCUUUGUUAGUGACGAAACUGGGCUGCUGCUCAAACAAAGUACGCGUCCUGCGUAAUCGUUUUUCUGUCACUCGAUUAGACGCGACGCAGCAUUCUGUGACACAGAAUCUGCGUCGCCCUACGGAACAACCCAUGUUGUUUCAGCAAUUUUAUACUCCUUCGGAAAAGAAAACGACCAUCUUAGAUAAGCCGACAUUACGCUUGAGCAGUAAUUUCCGUUGUCAUUGCGACAGGCAACUACUUUAUAUGCUAGCUACCUAAUUUAUAAUUGUAUCAUCCCUGCUGCAAGAACACAACUUCCUUGUCGUUGCAGCAGUGGUGUUCGAUUAUUAGUGACGGCAGAUCUUUCCGAAAACAUAUCUGUUGGCAGAACUGUUAAAACCGUAGCCAAAAUUUCUCUACAGGUAGAUGCAGUUUAUUCCACGUGCUGAACACAUCUGUUUCAAGAUUGUAUUUCUGUUUCACCACCGCUAGCAGGAAGCAAUAUGCAAUUUUUACUGCGCACGUGAUUGUCCUCCGAUGUAGACAAUAUCCGUGCCUUUUUCAGCGUUUGCGUACGGCUCUGCAUCUAUGGCCCUCCACGGGUUCGGUAUAUUUUCGAAGGUUUUUUCUAUUUAACCCGCAGCUGCACUCAUGUGCGCCGAUUCUAGUAUAUUGUAGAACGUAGAGGUAGAUGUCGUUCGCCGCACACAGUGGGACUUGUCCGUUGUUUGUCUAAAUAUUCUUCACAUAUGCAGCACAAACUUCAGCAAUUCGUGAGAGUUUUCGCAUAGUUUUUUGCGAUAUUCGAAAAUUUUCUCGAGGCGCUCGCCGUCGUGGUUCUGACAUCAUUCUGCCUUUCUACAGGCUAGAUCUCGCAUCGAGUUCUCGCGGAGUUUAGUAGCAGAUCUGAGGUGCUACAGGUACAGCAUUUCCAAGGUUUUUCACCUUUCUGUACUCGCUGCCUGACGACAGAAGUCCAAUUGUCGAGCGCAGAAGAGAAGUAUCAGUGCCGGAAGAGAGCACUCAGAAUCUUUUUCCAGCGUUGCCGGCGCAAAUCCCCGCUCGCUGAAGAAUCUUGUUGCAAAAGUGACUACUUAGGUUGAAAACUAGUUUCCCUUUCAGGGUCGCUUCUUGCUAAAGCAAAAAAC
This is a messenger RNA of Amoebophrya sp. A120, 3165 nucleotides long. NCBI's taxonomy places the organism in Eukaryota, Dinophyceae, Syndiniales, Amoebophryaceae. The record is from the annotation of a GenBank genome assembly.